AUGGCAAGCGAACUUGUCCACACGGGCGGCGUGUUUCGCCCUGUUGGCCGCGCUCUGUUACUUGCUGGGCUCAUUCAGUUUGUCAACCGCACUGCACAGUCUACGGCUGUUGAGGUGACCACCCACACGUGCGCCAGUGACAGGAUCGAGGUUUCGUUGACUCCCGGUAACCUGGGUGUUGAAUUAGAGUGCCCCCGUGAGUCAACAUUCACUCCAAGUGCAUCCAAUGAUGCCCUUCAGUAUAUGAGUGGCACCUGUGGAGAACAAAAAAGUUUGACUGAAUUGCUAGGAAGUGGCUCUGCAGCAACCUGGGACGCCUCGCAGCUGAAAGUCACGCAGCUCCCCACCGAAGCAAAACAAAUAUGUUACCAGUGCAAGAACGGCAGUAAAGUCACCUGCACAGCGGUAAUCAACGUGGCGAGCAUGCCAAAAAGUUGCACGGCUCCGGGAACGGGACAAGUGUUGAAAGCAGGAGCAUCACAGGACCUCAUUCUCACAGUGGAGGGCGAGAACCCUGUUUUCUUCACCUGUCCCUCUGGUUUCACUCUUGAUCCCUCUACUGCAACACAGGUAUACGUUGGAGAAGAAUGCGGAGAACAACCAACUCAAAGGGACAUUGAGCGAAAGGGAGAUCAAACCAAUGGUUACUCGUUCCGAUUGAAGGAGCAACCGACGGCGGAGGAAACGUUUUGCUACAAAUGCAAGAAAGCGGAUGUUAAGACAGGCGCCGGGUGCACAAUCAAAAUCAAAAGUGUAACUACAACCACAACAACAGCAACUGGCUCGUCAACAGACGAUGAAUCCACGGAUUCAAAUACUUCCGGAGCAGAGACGCUGAACUAUGUCAGUGGAGUCGUUUGCGCAGCUGCCAUGUGGGUGGGAUACCUUUUGUAA
Messenger RNA from Neospora caninum, 894 nucleotides. RefSeq names its product SRS domain-containing protein. The record is from RefSeq and is a predicted model, not a curated record. Lineage: Eukaryota; Apicomplexa; Conoidasida; Eucoccidiorida; Sarcocystidae. Gene Ontology annotation, cellular component: membrane. The transcript has a single exon. The coding region runs from base 1 to 894 and encodes 297 amino acids.